Messenger RNA from Thermothelomyces thermophilus ATCC 42464, 2435 nucleotides. Its product is annotated as histone deacetylase RPD3-like protein. Gene Ontology annotation, molecular function: histone deacetylase activity. NCBI's taxonomy places the organism in Eukaryota, Fungi, Ascomycota, Sordariomycetes, Sordariales, Chaetomiaceae. The transcript is spliced from 4 exons. The record is from RefSeq and is a predicted model, not a curated record. Bases 492 to 2435 code for a protein of 647 amino acids.
CUCGCUCAAACCACUCUACUAUUUCGGCAGGUUCCUCAGAAGCGCACUCGGAUUCCGAGGAAGAAUACUACUACGAACGCCUUUCCCUCCACGAGCCCUGGAGAGUCUAUCCUCGCUUGAACUUAAUUAAACGUCACAGACGGAGUGUACCUCUGGCGGAGUCGGACGACGAUUCUGAUCACGAUUCCGACGACGAAGCUGAGAGUAGCAAUUCCGACAACGAAGCUGACAAUAGACCCGACCUUGACGCCGGCAACAAUUCCAACAACGGCUCCGGCGACCUGCUGAGUGACAACUACCAGCAUAGCAACCAACUGAGCACGAGUCGACCCGCGCCGCAGUCUUCGCACACAAAGCCAAGGCCCGGCCAGGUUUUUUUCGACCCCGUUGCCUGGAACGCGGUCGCCGCCGACCUCGACACCCGAAUUACCGAAGCCAUCGACAGCGCUUUUGCUACUGUUGCCAGCGAGACACCAGCCAUCACCAACACCAUGCCGAGGACCACGGAUAUGUCGGGGGUCGAGCGCACCCGACCGCUUUACACCAUUGUCAACAAUGACAAGAAGAGGGUGGCUUACUUUUACGACUCCGACAUUGGCAACUAUGCCUACGUGACCGGCCAUCCGAUGAAGCCGCACCGUAUUCGUCUUGCGCACAGCCUGGUUAUGAAUUACGAUGUUUACAAGUUCCUCGAGAUCUACCGGGCUAAGCCUGCAGUCACGUCGGAGAUGACGCAGUUCCACACCGAUGAAUACAUCGAAUUCUUGCAGAAAGUUACCCCGGACAAUAUGGACAGCUUCAUGCGGGAGCAAGGCAAAUACAAUGUCGGCGAUGACUGCCCGGUCUUUGACGGCCUGUUUGAAUUCUGCGGCAUCAGCGCCGGCGGCAGCAUGGAAGGCGCUGCUCGUCUCAAUCGCGAAAAGUGUGACAUUGCAAUCAACUGGGCCGGCGGUCUGCAUCACGCCAAGAAGAGCGAAGCCAGCGGGUUCUGCUACGUGAAUGAUAUUGUGCUCGCCAUUCUCGAGUUACUCCGUUUCAAGAAACGCGUGCUCUACGUCGACAUUGAUGUUCACCAUGGCGAUGGCGUCGAGGAAGCUUUCUACACGACCGACCGUGUCAUGACAGUCUCGUUCCACAAGUAUGGCGAAUACUUCCCCGGCACCGGUGAGCUCCGCGAUAUCGGCAUUGGCAAUGGCAAGCACUAUGCUGUCAACUUUCCCCUGAGAGACGGCAUUGACGACGUCACGUACCGGACCAUCUUCGAGCCUGUCAUCGAAGCGGUCAUGAAAUACUAUCAGCCCGAAGCAGUCGUUUUGCAGUGUGGCGGCGACAGUCUGUCCGGCGACCGUUUGGGCUGCUUCAACCUGAGCAUGCGUGGCCAUGCCAACUGCGUCAACUUUGUCCGCAGUUUUGGUCUGCCUACUCUGGUCCUCGGCGGCGGUGGCUACACCAUGCGCAACGUUGCCCGCACAUGGGCUUACGAAACGGGCCGGCUGGUUGGUGUGGAGAUGGACCCGGUCCUUCCCUACAACGAGUAUUACAACUACUAUGGGCCUGAUUACGAGCUCGAUGUGAGGGCGUCCAACAUGGAGAAUGCGAACAGUCCUGAGUACCUGGAGAAGAUCAAGAUUGCGGUCAUCGAGAAUCUCAAGAAAACCGCCCAUGCUCCCUCUGUUCAGAUGCAGGAUGUCCCUCGCCAGAGCAUGGGCAUGACCGACGAGCAGGAGGCUGAGCUUGAUGACCGCGACGAGGAUGAGAACCCGGAUGUCCGCGUGACCCAGCGCCAGUGGGAGAAGCGCGUGCAACGCCAGGACGAGUUUGAGGAGUCUGACGAUGAGGACAUCGCUCGCGCCAAUGGCGUCUACAAGGCCAACGGUCGUUCUCGCCAGGAGACCACGUUCCGCAACACCACUAAAGAUGACGAUACCAUGGAGAUUGACAGCGGUGUUGCUACCCCCCCGGAGCCUGCCGCUGAACCGGCUGCCGAUAACGACGACACCAUGAUUGACGAGACAAUGGCUGAGGCAUCGACCGAGGCUGCCCAGACGGAGGCGCCGAAUCCUGAUGCCUCCGAGAAGCCUGCGGACACCGAGAAGGCGAAGACUGACGGUGAUGGCGACAUCGAUAUGACUGAGGCUGCCCCUGCUGAGGACAAGGAAGCCGAAACCGCCAUUAAGCGCGAAGAGGUUGAGGGUAUCACGGCGGCUGAGGCGGAGCCGGCCAAGAGCCCUGCUCCGGAGAGCACGGCCAAGGCUGCCGAGGAGGGCGAAGCUCCCGCCACGAAGUCUCGCACCUCCGCCUCUCCGGAGGCUGUCGGCAAAACCGAAGCCAAGCCGGCCGAGGAGACUCCGGCUGUCGAGACCUCCGGCGACAAUGCCGCCGCCGCCGCCGCCGCCGCCGAGAAGAAAGAGGAUGGUGAGGAGGCUAAGGCCUAG